Molecule: messenger RNA, 1708 nt
Organism: Heteronotia binoei (common prickly gecko)
Lineage: Eukaryota; Metazoa; Chordata; Lepidosauria; Squamata; Gekkonidae
Gene: KCNJ12
Product: potassium inwardly rectifying channel subfamily J member 12
Exons: 2
Coding region: 318-1616 (432 amino acids)
Biological process (GO): regulation of monoatomic ion transmembrane transport; potassium ion import across plasma membrane
Cellular component (GO): plasma membrane
Molecular function (GO): inward rectifier potassium channel activity
Source: RefSeq, a predicted model, not a curated record
ACUCGCCUUCAAAGAUCUCUAUGAUUAUUGCAAUGGAGUGGUGGAUUCUCUACCCAAAAGGCAACACGGCAGAAGUUUUCUGGGAAGCUCAGGAAGACCUAUGGAUCCCAACUUCCUUGGGACUUUUGGGAAGAAUUUGGGAUUCGGUAGGAUCCAUGCAGUGAGAGCUCCUCUGCUUGGACCUGUUUGGCUGAUCAGGCUCUCCAGAGUCCAAACCUCUUUCUCUUUUAUGUACGGCCAGUAUUUGGAGGAGGCCAAGAGGUCAGACCGUGAAUGAGUCGCAAGAGCCUUCAGCUUCAACACUAACGAACUGAGGGAUGAGUACAGGCAGAGUCAACUCUUACAGCAUUGUAUCUUCUGAGGAAGACGGGUUGACUUUAACCACCAUGCCUGGAGUGAAUGGCUUUGGCAACGGCAAGAUCCACACAAAGAGAAAAUGCCGGAACCGGUUUGUGAAGAAGAAUGGCCAGUGCAAUGUUGAGUUUACCAACAUGGAUGACAAACCACAAAGGUAUAUUGCGGACAUGUUCACAACGUGUGUGGACAUCCGUUGGAGGUAUAUGUUAUUACUCUUCUCCCUUGCCUUUUUGGUCUCCUGGUUGUUAUUUGGUCUCAUUUUUUGGCUGAUAGCACUUGUACACGGAGAUCUGGAAAAGCCGACGGCUGAUGAAACCUUCACACCUUGCCUGCUGCAAGUGAAUGGCUUUGUUGCUGCUUUCCUGUUCUCCAUCGAAACUCAGACAACUAUCGGCUACGGGUUCCGUUGUGUGACGGAGGAGUGCCCGCUAGCUGUCUUCAUGGUGGUCCUCCAAUCCAUUGUGGGGUGUAUAAUAGACUCUUUCAUGAUUGGUGCAAUCAUGGCAAAAAUGGCUAGGCCCAAGAAAAGGGCUGAAACCUUACUCUUCAGCCAUCAUGCUGUCAUCGCCAUGAGAGAUGGCAAGCUUUGUCUGAUGUGGAGGGUGGGUAAUCUUCGAAAGAGCCACAUUGUUGAAGCUCAUGUACGAGCUCAGCUAAUUAAGCCCCGCAUCACUGAGGAAGGGGAAUACAUCCCACUUGACCAAAUAGAUAUUGAUGUUGGGUUUGAUAAAGGCUUGGACCGUAUAUUCUUGGUUUCUCCUCUCACCAUCCUCCAUGAAAUCAAUGAAGAAAGCCCACUGUUUGGGAUCGGCCGGCAGGAUUUGGAAAACGAUGAUUUUGAAAUCGUGGUCAUCCUGGAAGGUAUGGUGGAAGCCACUGCCAUGACGACCCAAGCCCGGAGCUCCUACUUGUCCAGCGAGAUCCUCUGGGGCCACCGUUUUGAACCCGUCUUGUUUGAGGAGAAAAACCAAUACAAAGUGGACUACUCGCACUUCCACAAGACCUACGAGGUCCCGUCAACCCCCUGCUGCAGUGCCAAGGACUUGAUGGAAAAUAAAUUUCUCCUUCCAAGCACCAACUCCUUCUGUUAUGAGAAUGAACUGGCCUUCAUAAGCCGUGAUGAAGAGGAGGAGGAGGAGGAAGAUGACGACAGUAGGGGCUUGGACGAUCCAAAUUCAGACACUCAACCUGAAUUCGACAGACUUCAGGCUACAGUUGCCCUUGAUCAAAGGUCUUACAGAAGGGAAUCAGAAAUAUGACCCGGGGCCCUGUGACUGUUUCCUGAGGCAACUUUCCCCUGUGUUCCUCUCCCCCUACUAAAAAUAAAAUAAAAUAAAAUUAUGCAGAACAA